Falco peregrinus (peregrine falcon) is the source of this 501-nucleotide messenger RNA. It is a transcript of the gene TCTA, whose product is annotated as T cell leukemia translocation altered. The coding region runs from base 55 to 444 and encodes 129 amino acids. The transcript is spliced from 2 exons. Lineage: Eukaryota; Metazoa; Chordata; Aves; Falconiformes; Falconidae. The record is from RefSeq and is a predicted model, not a curated record.
GCCCUGCCCCCCACAGGCCCCGCCCCCGCAGGCAGCGGCGCGCCCGGCGCAGCCAUGGCGGCGGCGAUGGGCUGGCAGGCGCCGUGGCGGGCGCUGGGCGCGCUGGGCCGGGAGCUGGCGGCCGAGUGGGCGGCGCAGGACGUGCGGGCCGCGCUGUGCCAGCUGCUGCUGCUCUGGCUGGGCCUCAGCCUGCUGGGCGUCCGCCUGGCCUGGCGCGCCUACGGCGGGGCGGUGGCCGCGCUCUGCUACCGGACGGGGCCCUCCGCCCGCCGGCCCCCGGGCACCGGGCUGGGCCCCGGCCCCGCCUCCGGCCCCGGGCCCGCCCGGCCCCGCGCACACUCCCUCUCCCCCGCCGGCCCGGCCGGACGCAACGGCGCCGCCGAGCGGCACUGCCCGCCCCGGGAGGGCCCAGCCACAGAGCCAGCGAAGACGCACCGGGAGUGAGGAGCACCAGGACCGCCGCGUACUGCCCAUGCCAUUAAAGUGCUGUGCCACCCCUUG